AUGCUCCAUUCCCGCGCCCUCCUCGCCUACCCCCAAGGCGCAAACGACUCCGACACCCUCCUCGGCGGCGUCCACUUCAACCUCACCGUCCUCCGCUUCUGGAACUACACUCUCUACACAAACGGCACAGUCUCCAACGGCUCAAACUGCUACGUCACAGAACAGCCCUACACACCAGUCUACCUCUUACCAAACGGCACCUUUGAAAACUCAACAUGGUGCUACGACCCCGUAAACCCAAUCGGCAAGCGCGCCGGCGUCGGCGUAGGCUUCGGCGUGGUGUAUGCCUUCGCGCUCAUGUUUGUCCUCGCGAACCUGAACCGCCAUGGACGGCAUUACCUCCCGACGACGAAGCGGUUUUACCCCAUCGGACGGCGGUGGCAGUGGUACUAUGCGAUCCUGGUCUGCGUUGCGGCGUUUAUCAGUCUGUUUACCAAUAUUGACGUCGAUCGCUUCUACGUCAUUGGGUUGCCGAUUAUCAUCAACAGCUUCUUCUGGUACCUCAUGCAAAUGUUCACCAUUGCGCUGGUCUGGGAGGCCGUCCGCCACUGGGGAAGCUGGAGCGAGAGACAGGCCAUUGACCCGGACCCGUUCUCCCUGCGCGAGGGCGAUCGUCGAAGCAAGCUCGAGUUCUGGAUGCCAUUGUGGUUCUAUCUAUGGCUGUGGCUGAACUUCUUCCUCAUCAUCCCCCGCAACUGGGGCGAAAUCGAAAAACAACGCUCCCCAGACCAAACCGCCGCCCGCGCCGCCCCCUCCGCAACAGACGCCCGCUUCAAAGCAGCAACCUUCUGCCUCGUAGUCUGCUACCUCACCAUCCUCGCCUCCCUCCGCCACUCCAUCAAACACUACUACCCCCGCAAUCGCGGUCCGCUCAACAAGUUCGCCGGCUUCCUCCGCUACACCCCCUGGCGCUUCCUCCUCAUCCUCCCCCUGACGGCCUGCCUCAUCGCCUACCAGGGUCUCGUCUCCUGGAAUUUUGCAUACUCCGUCUUGAACGCCAAAGCGAGUCUAGCGGCUGUGUAUGCCGGAGGCUACGGUCCCGCGCUGUUGAUCCUCUACACGCAAAUCGCAUACGGCUUCACCUCCCCUAAUGAAGAUAAAGAACUCAUCCGCCAGCGCCGCGAGCGCGGGACGCAAAUCGAUCGCGAGAUGGGGUACGUGCCCAAACCCGCGUGGUGGCGCCGCGCGAAGAACAACGAUCACCUCGUAAGCCAGAUGAGUAUGCGCGAGCGCAUCGCGCGCAACGUCCGCGAACUAGGCGGUGGACGCGCCACGUCCCGCGGGAUAGACGAGACGCUCGAGGCGAGGGCUGCUGAGCGCGAGCAAGCGCAACAAGCUGAGGAGCGAGAGAUCGAAAUGGGUAGUUUCCACGGGCAUUCAUCGAGACCGAAUUCCAUGCACGGGUCUCUACGACCUGGGUUUGACGCAGCGGAUCCGUCAACGUUCACUUCCUACAGCGGGAAAUCCGACCGCCGCCGCAACGAAAGGGCGAUGAACGCCGCUGCAGAACUUCUCUUCCCCGGCGCCGGACCUCGUGUCGACCGGUCCGCCGAGUUAAUGCAAGAUGGCCCGCCACCGCCGUCCUACACCGACGUCCAGAGAGGAAGCGGUGCAGGCCGGGGACGGACACCUGAAAGCGGCUCGACGGCUCAUGGGCUAGGGGAGAGGAGUCAUAGCGCGAGUACAGCCGUGUCGAUGACGCAGCAGCCGCAGCAGGUGAAGAGCAUGUUGGAUAUUUGA
Messenger RNA from Colletotrichum godetiae, 1740 nucleotides. RefSeq lists its product as uncharacterized. The record is from RefSeq and is a predicted model, not a curated record. Lineage: Eukaryota; Fungi; Ascomycota; Sordariomycetes; Glomerellales; Glomerellaceae. Bases 1 to 1740 code for a protein of 579 amino acids. The transcript is spliced from 2 exons.